Messenger RNA from Dichomitus squalens LYAD-421 SS1, 1170 nucleotides. Its product is annotated as eukaryotic ADP/ATP carrier. NCBI's taxonomy places the organism in Eukaryota, Fungi, Basidiomycota, Agaricomycetes, Polyporales, Polyporaceae. The transcript is spliced from 8 exons. Bases 45 to 983 code for a protein of 312 amino acids. Gene Ontology annotation, molecular function: ATP:ADP antiporter activity. The record is from RefSeq and is a predicted model, not a curated record. Gene Ontology annotation, cellular component: mitochondrial inner membrane. Gene Ontology annotation, biological process: mitochondrial ATP transmembrane transport; mitochondrial ADP transmembrane transport.
CCCUCCACUCAGUUCCUCUUCCUUCCGGUUUCCACUCCGUCAAAAUGGCCGACGCUAAGAAGGGCAAGACUCCCAAGGAGUUCGCAGUCGAUUUCCUGAUGGGUGGUGUGUCUGCGGCUGUUGCCAAAACCUCUGCUGCCCCCAUCGAGCGUAUCAAGCUUCUCAUUCAGAACCAGGAUGAGAUGAUCAAGCAGGGUCGUCUUGCCGAGCCCUACAAGGGUAUCAGCGACUGCUUUGCGCGUACCUACCGUGAUGAGGGUCUUCUCUCCCUCUGGCGCGGUAACACUGCCAACGUCAUCCGGUACUUCCCCACGCAGGCGCUGAACUUCGCCUUCAAGGACUACUUCAAGUCCCUUUUCGGCUUUAAGAAGUCGGAAGGCUACUGGAAGUGGUUCGCCGGCAACGUCGCGUCUGGUGGUGCCGCUGGUGCCGCAUCGCUUCUCUUCGUCUACUCUCUCGACUACGCUCGUACGCGUCUCGCCAACGAUGCCAAGUCGGCCAAGGGUGGAGGACAGCGCCAGUUCAACGGUCUCGUUGACGUCUACAAGAAGACCCUUGCGUCCGAUGGUAUUGCUGGUCUCUACCGUGGCUUUGUCCCCUCGGUCGUCGGUAUCAUUGUCUACCGUGGUCUCUACUUCGGUGUCUACGACUCCGUUAAGCCUGUUGUGCUGGUUGGCGCUCUCGAGGGCUCCUUCUUGGCUUCCUUCUUCCUUGGCUGGGGUGUUACCAUCGGUGCUGGUCUUGCGUCGUACCCUCUUGACACGAUCCGUCGUCGUAUGAUGAUGACUUCUGGUGGUGGUGUUCACUACAAGUCCAUGUUCGAUGCUGGUUCGCAGAUCGUCGCCAAGGAGGGCGUGAAGUCGCUCUUCAAGGGUGCUGGUGCCAACAUCCUCCGUGGUGUUGCUGGCGCUGGUGUGCUCUCGCUGUACGACAAGCUCCAGGAGGUCCUCUUCGGCAAGGUCUACUCUGGUGGCUCUGGCUAAGCGUAUUUAGAGAGGACACUUUACGUAGGAUCAACUUAGUAGUACUACCGCUUACCUUGCAUGCUACUCGACAUCCAAUAGACAGUGUCGCUAUUUCCUUGGUAGUGCCAUCUAUAUUGCGUUGGGCAUAUUAUCUUAGUAUACGUAGAAUUGAAAUCGAUGGAUUUCGUAUACCAUUGCGAUCGAG